Messenger RNA from Brassica napus (rape), 837 nucleotides. RefSeq lists its product as uncharacterized. Bases 1 to 837 code for a protein of 278 amino acids. The transcript has a single exon. NCBI's taxonomy places the organism in Eukaryota, Viridiplantae, Streptophyta, Magnoliopsida, Brassicales, Brassicaceae. The record is from RefSeq and is a predicted model, not a curated record.
AUGGAAGUUCAUAAUGGCGCGACAACAUCCUUUUGGUUCGACCAGUGGUCUCAUCUUGGGAUUCUGUUCAACCUAACGGGUGAAAGGGGCUGCAUUGACCUUGGCAUUUCGAUUAAUACGACAGUGGAGAAAGCUGUGCAAUCUUAUCGUCGUCGCAGGCAUAGAACUUCUGUUUUGGUGCAAAUUGAACAGGAGAUUCUACGGUUUAGAGCUCUUGAUCCUGAUUCGAGUGACGAUAUUUGUCUUUGGAAGCGAGAAAAUAACGAGUUUCGACCGAGCUUUUUGGCUUCUCCGACCUGGAACCUAACCCGUGUGCAAGCACCACCAGUUUCAUGGUUUAAAGGCAUUUGGUUUAAGGAGGCAACUCCUAAGUUUUCUUUCCUGACUUGGUUAGCUGCUCAUGAUAGAUUAGCCACAGGAGACAGACUGCUCAGGUGGAAUCCUCAAGCAGUUUCAACAUGCGGGCUCUGCAACUCUGCUACAGAGUCAAGGGACCACUUAUUCUUUGAAUGCCCAUUCUCUGGGGAAGUUUGGCGUGGUACAGUUCGUGGUCUGAUCAGUACUACUCUGCCGGUACGAUGGUCUGUUUUGCUUCAGAGAUUGGUUACUGGUCUGCAAGAUAGAACUGCAACUUUUCUUUUUCGAUAUUGCUUUCAAGCCGCAGCCUACGCCCUAUGGCAAGAAAGAAACACGAGACGAGUGGGAGAGACUCCUCAUUCCCCUGCUAGACUCAUCUUUUUUUUGGACAAGCUCAUUAGAAAUAGAAUCUCCUCUCUGAGAAGGAGAAGGAGCAAUAUACAUGAGAAGGCUAUGGAGAUGUGGUUUGGAAGUAGAUGA